CACUCGCGGCUGCUCCUCGGUGCCGACGCCGGGGACGGGACGCGCGGAGAAGUCUCCUCCUCUGUUGCGGGUGGGGAGGUGCGGGGGUUGGUUUCCCGGGCUGCGGCUGAGCUCGCUUCGUCGUCACCCCACCUCCUCCUCCCCCCAGUUCACCCCAUCCUCGGGGCCAGGUGGCAGCCGCCUUUCGGGGAUUCGCUUUCCUGCAAUUGGCGGCUCCUCUUUGGAAAGCCCACGAGGCGGCUACUCAGCCUCAGCCGCAUUGAGUAGUCGGGCAGCCGGCUUCCCCGGGCGCUCGCCGCGCGCCUGCCGCCUCGCCUCGGGCCGGGCACCGCCGGGCACCGCUGGGCACCGCUGCUCGCUGCCCCUUCCCGGCCGCGCCUGCCGCCUCGCCUCGGGCCGGGCACCGCCGGGCGCCGCUGCUCGCUGCCCCUUCCCGGCCGCCCCUCGGAGACUCCGCCGCCUCUCCUGCAGCUUCGCCCCUGACGCUCCCGGGCACCUGUUGUGGGCGGGGAUCGCGGAGAUGAAGGUCCUGGGCCAUAAGAUAGAGUUGUUAACAGGGUUGUUGCUCCAAGAGGUGACCAUGGCAGGGCUCCACGAGCUGCGAUUCACCGAGGAGAAGCCGCUGCUCAGAGGACAAGACACUGAGUUGGAAAACUCUGACACCUUCCUCUCGGCUGUGGACACAGACUGGAAGGAACAUGACAUAGAGACCCCAUAUGGCCUUCUCCAUGUGGUGAUCAGAGGCUCUCCAAAGGGAAACCGCCCUGCCAUCCUCACCUACCAUGAUGUGGGGCUCAACCACAAGCUCUGCUUCAACGCGUUCUUCAACUUUGAAGACAUGCAGGAGAUCACCAAGCACUUUGUGGUGUGCCAUGUGGAUGCCCCCGGGCAGCAGGUGGGGGCCUCACAGUUCCCUCAGGGGGGAUCUCCGGGAGGACUCCCCAGUCUUUUCUGCACACCUGACACCAUGGUCUCCCUCAGGUUCAAGUACGUGAUUGGCAUUGGGGUUGGUGCCGGAGCUUAUGUCCUGGCCAAGUUUGCUCUGAUCUUCCCUGACCUUGUGGAGGGCCUGGUGCUCAUGAACAUUGACCCCAAUGGCAAAGGGUGGAUUGACUGGGCAGCCACCAAGCUUUCGGGCUUGACGAGCACUUUACCUGACACAGUUCUUUCUCACCUGUUCAGCCAGGAGGAGCUGGUGAACAACACAGAGUUAGUGCAGAGCUAUCGGCAGCAGAUCAGCAGCACCGUCAAUCAGUUCAACCUUCAGCUCUUCUGGAACAUGUACAACAGCCGCAGAGAUCUGGACAUAAACCGGCCCGGGACGGUCCCCAACGCCAAGACCCUUCGCUGCCCAGUGAUGCUUGUGGUCGGGGACAAUGCGCCCGCAGAGGAUGGGGUGGUUGAGUGUAACUCCAAGCUGGACCCAACCAACACCACCUUCCUGAAGAUGGCUGACUCUGGCGGACUUCCCCAGGUCACCCAGCCGGGGAAACUGACCGAAGCCUUCAAGUACUUCCUUCAGGGCAUGGGCUAUAUGCCAUCAGCCAGCAUGACCCGCCUGGCCCGCUCCCGCACUGCUUCUCUCACCAGCGCCAGCUCCGUGGAUGGCUCCCGCCCCCGGGCCUGCACCCACUCGGAGAGCAGCGAGGCUCUGGGCCAGAUCAACCACACCAUGGAGGUGUCCUGCUGAGGCCCCCGUUGUCUCCCCGGAGCUGCCUCCCAGAUCCAACGUCAUCAUCGAAUCAUCAUCCAACUGCCGUCCCUGAUCACCUGCCCACACGUUCUUGGUUUUAUUUUGGGGAGGGAGGGGAGAGGGCUUAAAUUCUUUUGUUUUGUUUUGUUUUUUUAAAAAAAGGGGAAAAAAAGAGCAAAGAUAAAUAUCCCAAGGAGGAAACCACCUUUAAAAAACUCAGCCCGACAAUCUCCAAAGCAUUCCGAGAAGUGACCCUUAGCUGUCACUUUCUGCCUCCAGGACCUUUCCUCCCUUCCUUCCCCCUAUGCUUCAGCUGUGGAGAUCUGGGCCUCCCUGGGGAGCCAGGCCACCGGCACUCGGCCGUUUCCCCCAGAAAAUGCCCCCUUCCCCCCCCCGCCGAAGAACUUGAAUGUUCUCAGGUUCCUUUCUAAUGGUUCCCUCCUAUAUCUGCUUGGGCCAUUGGCUCCAGGACGCAAGGAAACUUCCUGUGGCACAGGUCUGCUGAGCUUUGUAAGGAUCCGUUUCCCUGGUUCUGGUCCCACAUCAGGGUCGGUAGACAUGGGAGAAAGCAGUCACUUCCUUUUGCCUCUUUGUUCCCUCUCCCCUGACCCCAAAAACCUGGAUCUUUUCUCAAAGAGGAAGUGAGACUGCUAAGCUAUGGUUUCCACCCCAGGGAAGUGGUAGGGGGUCUCCAGAGUGCUGAGCAGAAGAGAGGAGAUCUUGUCUGGUUGGGAAAGCCACUGGCCUAAAGAGCUGGGAUGGAAAGCAGGGGAGGAGAGUUGGGAUGGGCAGCAGGGGAGGACUCUGGGAGGAAAUGUCUGCGAAGAGCCUGGGAGCCUUUACAUCCCUCCCACACCACUAUGGGAUAUAGAGAUUGAUAUAUAUUUUAAGUCUUGUUGCAUAUAUGACAAUCAGCAAUAACAACCAAAAGUUUAAAUUGCAUCUCCCCCGACCGACCCUUUGCACCCUUGGCUGUAGGAGGCUAAGGGCACCAUUGGAUGGACGGCCCCGGAGCCCAUCCCCAGAGGCUGCUUGCCUCCCUGUUGGGCCGCACUGGGGACUCAGUGCCUGUGUAGCGGGCCAGUAGUUUUUGACCUGGAUGGUCGGACAGAUGGCUCCAGGAGAGGACCUGGGAGUUUCAUUUCUGCCCCAAAAGGGAAUUGGAGACCCUAAUCAGAAAAAAUCUGGAAAGGGAGUGAGGGGCUUUAGGCUUGGGGGGAGUGCUUCCACUGAUUGCUUGGAGGAGGAGGAGGAGAAAGUGGCCUGGAAGUGCCCGCAGAGACCAGGCAGGUCCUCCCCCAGGGUGGGGGGCUAGCUGUCCUCCCCUUCCCCUAGUUUUCUUUUGGGUUUGGUUGGUGCUGCUGCAUUAAAUCGGCAUGUCUGAUUCCCCUCCGUUCUGGUGGGAGAGCAUAGUUCGUUCCCACGUAAACUCCUUUGUUGAAAUGGGCGUAAGGUCUUUUGUAGGGGGCUGUAAUGUCAGAGAACAUCAAGCCCUGAAAAGCUGAUUUUGCUUAGGACAGAGCUUGUUCGGGAAAGAGUCUUGAGGGGAGAUUUCCUAGGAACAGUCUUGGGGAUCAGCUUUGGGCCAGGAGGCCCCUAAGGGACUUUCAGUCUUGGCAGUAGCUAGCACUAGUCUCCGUGAUCCCAAAGGUGGCUCUUCCUGGGUGAUUGACCCAGAUCCCGUGGAGGUGCAGUGUGGAAGCCAGGAUCAGUGUAUGGGGAAAGAGACCCUCCUUGUCUUAAACCAAGUGGAUCGUCCUGAAGAUUGUCCCCUUGUAGAAAGGCUUCGGGAAGGAUGGACUGGCCAGAAGCAGCUUGUACGAGAUGAGUCAUUUUCCUCCAUACCCUCCAUGGUCUGGGUCUGGCUGGAGAUAGAUCUACGCUGUCUCCGGCUGGCCCGAGCUCCUGAGGCCAUGAUUCCACAUCUCAUCCCCAACUCCUAGAGUUAGUCCAGGGGAUGGCUUGUAUCAUGGAAGCAGGAACACAAAAGUGUGUUUCUGAAUAGGGAAGGGGGGAGAUGGCCAUGGGCAGAGUCUCUCCCAGCUCCGGCCUGAGGCCCCCCUUAGCAGGAGGGAAGCAGAAACAAGCUCAUUUUGUCGGCAUCCUAAGGAAAUGAUUCUGACAGUCCGGCAAGCCAUUGGGGUGAGAGGUGAAAAUGCAAAGGCCUUGAGUUCCCUGGGGUCUCCCCUACUUUUAGGAGAGCCAAGGUUUGUGUGCAUUGCAAAGCACAUACCCAGUUCCACUUGACACACAAUCUGGUUUAAAUAAUGCUAUAAGCCAUGUUCAUGACCAUCCCAGAAAUGACCAGAACACCCAGCUCCCUUGUCCCGUGUGCUUCCUUUGAACAUUACAUGUGAAUGUUUGACAAGCUGGUAGGAAUAAUCCUUUUUAUUGUAGAUAGUGCUGCAACUUUUCUUGGGUUUUUGGUGUGUUCUUUAAGAUGAGAUAUCUAUAAAUAUCUAUACAUAUUAUAUAUAUACAUAUAUAUACACGAGUCUCUCUAUGUGGCUUUCUGUUGGACGUGGUCUCAUCUGUUGGUUUGCUUUCCCUCCCCCCUUUGGUUGAGAUAAAAUUCAAUGGACUCCCUAUUUCUCUGUACCAGGUGAAAAAACCUAUUUUUGUGCAUCUUGGCAGCCGAUGCUAAUGUUGGCAUUGAUGCCAUGAGACUUUGAGAUGACCACAAAUGUAAAAUGAAUACAAACUCUUGUUGUAGAAAGAAUUAACUGUUAAAAAAAAAAUUAAUAAACUAAGAAGAAUGUGA
Sarcophilus harrisii (Tasmanian devil) is the source of this 4454-nucleotide messenger RNA. It is a transcript of the gene NDRG4, whose product is annotated as NDRG family member 4. NCBI's taxonomy places the organism in Eukaryota, Metazoa, Chordata, Mammalia, Dasyuromorphia, Dasyuridae. The record is from RefSeq and is a predicted model, not a curated record. The transcript has 15 exons. Gene Ontology annotation, cellular component: cytoplasm. The coding region runs from base 521 to 1690 and encodes 389 amino acids. Gene Ontology annotation, biological process: brain development; signal transduction; positive regulation of ERK1 and ERK2 cascade.